Molecule: messenger RNA, 2448 nt
Organism: Parascedosporium putredinis
Lineage: Eukaryota; Fungi; Ascomycota; Sordariomycetes; Microascales; Microascaceae
Source: the annotation of a GenBank genome assembly
AUGGCCAAUUCACCGUCACACCUCCCCGGCGAGACCCCGACCGGCAAUGUCAACGAGUCCAACCCGUUUGCCUCCGCCAGCCCGUGGCGCCACCAAGAAUCGAGCGCGUUUGCGCGGUACGCCGCCGCGAACCCUCAUUCCCACACCCUCUCGGAACUCCGCGACCAGAGGUCCCGCGGAAACGGCAGCGCAGCUAGCCACGUCCCCAUCGUCGUCCCCGGAGGAGAGAAUGGCGCCCCGGCGGAGCAGCCCAAGAUCCCCAGCGACGGCCUCAGGGUCGUUUGCGGCCCGCUCCUCAACUACCGAGGCAUGAUUGACAACAGGACCUGGCGCGGCAGCGUGCUUGUCGUCGUCUCGGGCGGUGGAAGUGCGCCCCCGCCCGCACCUGCGCUCACCCUCCGUCGCAUUGGUGCCGCCAACCCCCACUCCUUCACCUCCAUGUCGAGCGCCGAUGCGACGCCCGGCCUCGACAACCUUCCUCCUAGCGCUGAUGCGGUAACCGUCGAUAGAAUUGUAGCCCAGACGGAAGAGGCUGGGGCCGUCAUCCAAGGAUCUUGCCUGUACUCCGACACCCGCUGCACCUUCUUCCAAUAUGACAUCGUCGUGGAAAUGGAGAAUGCAGAUGUAAAGUGGGAGUAUGCCAUCGCGGAUGUACACUACUCCAGCCCGACCAAGCCCCGCCAAAACAGUUUCUUCACCCCCUCUGCCACAGAAUCCAUGAGGUCCAUGUUCUUCUCCUGCAACGGCUUCAGUGUUGGAACCGAUGAGGAUGCCUGGAGUCAUCUUGCGCUCUGGAACGAUGUCUUGAGGAGGCACAACGAAGCUCCUUUCCACGUCAUGAUUGGUGGUGGCGACCAGAUCUAUAACGACGGUAUUCGAGUCGACGGGCCCUUGCGAGAGUGGACAGCCAUUGGCAACCCUCGGAAGCGUGGAAAGUACCCUUUCCCCGAUACUCUCCGUCAGGAAUGUGACAACUAUUACCUUGAGAACUAUAUUUCAUGGUACAACCAAGAGCCCUUUGCCAGUGCCAACGGACAAAUCCCACAGCUUAAUAUCUGGGACGAUCAUGACAUUAUUGAUGGCUUUGGGUCGUACACGGAUCAUUUUAUGAGAUGCGAUAUUUUCCGGGGCAUCGGUGGUACAGCGCACAAGUACUACCUCCUCUUCCAACAUCACCUUCCUCCUCCACCCUCAACUUACACGACUGAUGUUGUCGGAACCACGAUUGGCGGCGAGUCGAGGCAGGGAUUCGACCCCAAGCAGGUCGAGAAUGCGUUUGUGGCCCCCAGAGAACGACACAAGAGAUCGCCCUACGUUGCUGAGCAUUCUCUCAACCUAUACGCCCGUCUUGGUGCGCGACUUGCAUUUUUGGGCAUCGAUGCUCGCACAGAGCGAACACGCCAUCAAAUCAACUACCCCGAGACAUACGAGCUCAUGUUUGAUAAGUUGACAACGGAACUGGUGCACGCCAAGAACACCGGACAGCCCAUUUCUCAUUUGCUGAUCCUCUUGGGUGUCCCGAUUGCCUAUCCUCGACUUACCUGGCUUGAAAACAUCUUCUCCAGCCCUCUCAUGGGACCUAUGAAGUUCCUGAACCGCAGGUUUGGCUUUGGUGGCUCGUUCUUCAACAAGUUUGACGGUAGUGUCGACCUACUUGAUGACCUCGACGACCACUGGACUGCCCGUACCCACAAGGCGGAGCGCAAGUAUCUCAUCGAAUCCUUGCAAAACAUUGCCGCCGCGCAUAAUCUUCGCAUCACGAUUCUCAGCGGCGACGUCCACCUGGCCGCCGUCGGGCGCUUUUACACGGAUCUCCACCGGCGCGUCGACCCUCUGGCCGACCAUCGCUACAUGCCCAACAUCAUCUCCUCGGCCAUCGUCAAUAAGCCUCCUCCCGCGGCGGUUGCCAACCUACUAGCCCAUAGAAACAAGAUCCAUCGCAUGGGACACCGAACCGACGAGACCCUUCUCACUUUCUUCGACAAGCAGCCCGGCGGCAAGAAGAAGGCCGGUAAUAGCAACCAGGUGACGAUGCCGAGCAGAAACUACGCGAUAAUUACGGAGAACUCUCCCAAUGGCGUUCCCGCGGCUGCCGCUGCCGCUGGGCAAGUGCAAAACGGAUCUGCGCCACCCGCGCACAACCACGACCAGGCCGCGAACCCUGUGCCGAACGGAAAGGCCAGCACCCCGCACAAGAAGGACGGCCACUUUGCCCUCCACGAUGGAGAAAAGGGUGCCGGUACCCUCCACAAGGCCGCGUCAAUCCAGCACGGAAAGGGCGGAGACGGCGGCCUGGAUAUCUGCAUCCGGGUGGAGAUUGACCAGUCCGAUGCGCAGGGAAAGACUCAGGGUUAUGGUAUGACUAUUCCCGUUCUACGAUAUGUAGAGAGGCCGGAGAGCUCGUCCGCCUCGUCAAGCCAGUCCAGCCAUGCUGGCUCUCGGCGGUAG